AUGGACCAAAUGAUGGCGAUGGUGAAGACGAUGAACGGGGUGGUGAGUCCUCCAGCGGUAUCCUCCAUAGAAGCCGCGAAUAGUAUCGAACAACGGGUGGAUGUUAAGUCAGAAGUGCCAGAGUCAAUGCUUUCUCAAGCGUUUCCCCAUCUCAGCACAUCAAGCGAGUCAACGAGCGAAGACCAUUCGAUGUCAUUCGAAUACUCAGAAUCCGAGCCACUUGCAGCAGAUGGGAGGCCGCAGCAAUUGUCAUAUCGUCAUUUUAUCGUCGGAGAUCCACGAGAGAAGAAAUUGCAAGAGAAAAUCGAAUUCGUUAAAAUUGUUCUCAAGCACAAAAGUUCGCUUUUUGGGGAUUGUGAUGGGCACGAGAUAACCCCCCGUUCAAAAGAAGAUUCAUGGAAACGAGUUGCUGCUGAAGUGGAGUCUGCAAAUCUGGAAAGCUACAGAGGGAAACCAUGGGCUAGGUUACGAGACCACGACUGGCAGUAUGUUAGAAGGCAUGCAUUGUCGCGAAAUGAAAACUCAACGAGGCCAGGAGGCAAGUUGGGUGAACUUGACAAAAUCGUACUGGAGAUAAUAUCAACAACAGCACUAGCAAACGCAUUCAGUCAAGCAACUAAUACCUUGAUGUCUCAAGGAUCCACAAAUUCACACACUUCUCAGCAAUCGACAGAUAGUGUCGACAUAUGGCGAUCUCUAAUACUUAGUUCUGUGAAUCAGGAGAGUACUGACAACCAGGAUAUGCAGAGCUUCGAUUCAUUUAAAGAUGAGAAAUUGGCAAUUUCUAAAAUUGAAGAUAUAUCCGCAAACACUACACUCUCGAUUCCAGUACCUAUCGCCCCUGUUGCUGUUUCAAAUACCGCUGAAAAUAUUCUAGACUACAUUAAGGCAACCCAGGUGUCACCGAGUUUAUCUGUAGAUGCGGCUAUCCAACAAGCUCGAGCACUAACGAAAUCUCCAAUUUCCAAAAGGAUUCAAAAUAGGUCAGCAACAGCUCCGUCGGUUUAUGCCAUUACAUCUUCCACGUCUUCACCUCCCCAAAUCACCACCACUAUACCAAUACAACCACCAGCAGCGAAACGGUCGAGAGUUGAAUCAGAAAAAAGUCCUGGCUCUUCAUCGGUGACGUCUUCUUAUGAGCAAAGGAAAGAAGCACUGACACUUCGAAAGCUGGAAGUUGAUAUUCGCCAUACCGAAUUGCUGAACGAAAAAUUGGAAUUAGAAAUCCGCGCAAUCGAAGCACAAGAGAAGCGCAAUCAAGAGCUGCACGCGAUUGAAUUAAGAACUGCAAAAGCUAGAAUGCUUCGUGGAGCAGCCAUCGACGAACCAUCAAUUGACACGAAUCAACGAGUACUGGUCCGUCAACCGAAUGGGUACAAUUUGGAAUAG
Molecule: messenger RNA, 1389 nt
Organism: Caenorhabditis briggsae
Lineage: Eukaryota; Metazoa; Nematoda; Chromadorea; Rhabditida; Rhabditidae
Exons: 9
Coding region: 1-1389 (462 amino acids)
Source: RefSeq, a predicted model, not a curated record